GUGUUCUUCUUCGCUGUUUUCUGAUCGAUUACCAGCAGAUCAUCAGUACUGCAGUGGCAAUACAAAGAUGACCUUCCAGGAGCAAUGUGAAACUGGGGCCUUUCCGCUCAUAAACACUGUUCCCAGUAACACAUCCGUGCUGUCAAACAGGGAAAACAGAUUCUAUUUCAACAAUGCCAAGCAAAAGUGUGUUGCUACUUCCAGAUUCAAAUGCAAUUCUGGCUAUGGUUUUACAACAGAUAAUGGAACGACCUGGGCUCAGAGAAUCAAAUUUGAAUCAGACGGCAGUGACUGGAUUGUCCAGAACGAUUGUAUAAAGAUCACUACAUAUUGCUCAGAGCCUGGUAGUGUGCUGAAUGGAAUACAAGCUGGCAGUGACAACAAUGGCCGUGCACUCGGUUCAACACGUACGUUCCGGUGUAAGGAUGGAUACAACCUGAAAGCUGGGAGUGAUCCUGUCAUCACAUGUACUAAAAAUAAGUCCAGAACAGGGCUCUGGACACAGCUUCCUGUGUGUGAAGAGAUUGACUGUGGAGACCCAGAACAGGUUGCCAAUGGCCAACAUGCUCUCACCUCUACUGUUUAUGACAGCCGUGUUGGCUACUCAUGUGACAGUGGUUAUGAACUGGUCGGGAAUGCCAGUGUCAGGUGUCUGCUGAAUGGACAAUGGAGCAGCCCAGUACCACAGUGUGUCCCAAUCACGUGUGCUGACCCAGGCAAGCCAAUGUUCGGUAGUCGUGAGCUGGAGGGACUGGUCUACCAGAACCGUGUUGACUGGGCUUGCAACGAGGGUUACAACCUUGUAGGAUCACUGUCUGCUAUCUGCCAGGCCGAUCGUACCUGGACCAGCCAUGUACCUCGGUGCGAACGGAUAAUUUGUGUAGAUCCUGGUCGACCUACUAAUGGUCGAUAUACACACAACGGAUUUGAGUUUGGAAAGACUGUAAGAUACACUUGUAACAGAGGUUAUGAGAUGCCACAAGGUACACUCACAGUGACAUGUAUAGGAACUGGACAAUGGUCUCAAGCCAAGCCUACAUGUCUACGUAUUAGCUGUCCACAACUCGAUUCACUUGCCAAUGGUAAAUCCAGACGUACAGGUGUGAGAUACCAGGAUACAGUAACUUAUGAAUGUAGUACAGGAUAUUUCAUGGUGGGUCAUCCAACUGGUACUCUGACAGCAACGUGUAUGGAAACCAAGGCAUGGUCUCAGCCUAAACCCGAGUGUCAACGUAUAUUUUGUGUAGAUCCUGGUCGACCUACUAAUGGUCAAUAUGUACGAAACGGAGUUGAGUAUGGAAAGACAAUAAGAUACACUUGUAACACAGGUUAUAAGAUGGAGAACAUACCAAGUGGUACACUCACAGUGACAUGUAUAGGAACUGGACAAUGGUCUCAAGCCAAACCUACAUGCCAACGGAUAAUUUGUGAAGAUCCUGGUCAACCUACUAAUGGUGGAUAUACACACAACGGAUUUGAGUUUGGAAAGACUGUAAGAUACACUUGUAAAACAGGUUAUGAGAUGCCACAAGGUACACUCACAGUUACAUGUAUAGGAACUGGACAAUGGUCUCAAGCCAAGCCUACAUGCCAACCCCGACAAUGUCCCACUCCAGGAAAACCUGACUCCGGACAAUAUCGUGUAGCACGGCAAGGGCAAUAUGUCUCGAGACCUUUCCAAUAUGGUGACACUGUUUUAUGGUUUUGCAAUAAAGGAUUCACAGGAAGUACCCGUGCUGUAUGCCAGGCAGAUGGUAGAUGGAGCAAGAACACACCAACCUGUACACGUAUAAGUUGCCAAGACCAAGGACGGCUUGUCAAUGGAGAUAGCACAUCGACAGGUCAACAAUUUGGUAGUACAGUAACAUAUCGAUGUCAUAAAGGCUUCUACAUGGAGGGUUCUACAAGUGGUGUUGUUACUACACGAUGUUUAUUCGACACAAGGUGGUCUCAUGAUAAACCCACUUGUUUGCCCCGGGCGUGUCCUGAUCCAGGCAGUCCUACAUUUGGUGCCUUCUCUGUUCAAAUGGGAGUACAGCGUGCCAGUCUGACACCCUACCUGUACAACGACACUGUCACAUGGACAUGUUAUAUCGGCUAUUCUACUACUCAACCUACUACUGCUGUGUGUCAGGCUAAUGAAAGAUGGAGUAACAACCGCCCAGGCUGCCAAAGGAUAAUAUGUAGAAAUCCUGGUCGACCUGAAAAUGGCAAGGCUACAACUAACGGAUUUGAUUAUGGAAAGAAUAGAAGAUACACUUGUAACACAGGUUAUAAGAUGGAGAACAUACCAAGUGGUACACUCACAGUGACAUGUGUAGGAACUGGACAAUGGUCUCAACCCAAACCUACAUGCCAACCCCGCCAAUGUCCCACUCCAGUAACACCAACAUCUGGACAGUAUUAUGUAGAACGGCAAGGACGGCGUCUCUGGAGACGAGGUCCUUUCCAAUAUGAUGACAUUGUUAGAUGGGUGUGUGAUACAGGAUUCACAGGGAAUACCAACGCUGUAUGUCAAGCAAAUAGUACAUGGAGCAAGAACACACCAACCUGUAUACGUAUAAGCUGUCCUGACCCUGGUGCACCUACUAAUGGUAACUACAUAGUGACUGGCUUGAAGUACGAGGAUACAGUUACGUACACCUGCAGACUUGGCUAUGACAUGCUCAACCAUCCAAAUUCUUCUCUUACUGGAGUGUGUAUGGCCAACAAGAUGUGGUCCAGUACCCAACCCGAAUGUGAACGAAAUUCCUCCUACUGUAAAAGCUAUUCUCCCAUCCAGAAUGGCAACGUUAACUGUUCUGGCCGGCGAAUCCAUGACAUCUGUCAGUAUCAAUGUGAUUCUGGAUAUGUAAAGGAGCGCCAUUCUUCCAUUCGCUGCAUACCGGGCACCGAGGUCGAUGGUAGAUGGUCGGAACGAGGAUCAUGCAGCCCCCGACAAUGUCCCACUCCAGGAAAACCUGACUCCGGACAAUAUCGUGUAGCACGGCAAGGGCAAUAUGUCUCGAGACCUUUCCAAUAUGGUGACACUGUUUUAUGGUUUUGCAAUAAAGGAUUCACAGGAAGUACCCGUGCUGUAUGCCAGGCAGAUGGUAGAUGGAGCAAGAACACACCAACCUGUACACGUAUAAGUUGCCAAGACCAAGGACGGCUUGUCAAUGGAGAUAGCACAUCGACAGGUCAACAAUUUGGUAGUACAGUAACAUAUCGAUGUCAUAAAGGCUUCUACAUGGAGGGUUCUACAAGUGGUGUUGUUACUACACGAUGUUUAUUCGACACAAGGUGGUCUCAUGAUAAACCCACUUGUUUGCCCCGGGCGUGUCCUGAUCCAGGCAGUCCUACAUUUGGUGCCUUCUCUGUUCAAAUGGGAGUACAGCGUGCCAGUCUGACACCCUACCUGUACAACGACACUGUCACAUGGACAUGUUAUAUCGGCUAUUCUACUACUCAACCUACUACUGCUGUGUGUCAGGCUAAUGAAAGAUGGAGUAACAACCGCCCAGGCUGCCAAAGGAUAAUAUGUAGAAAUCCUGGUCGACCUGAAAAUGGCAAGGCUACAACUAACGGAUUUGAUUAUGGAAAGAAUAGAAGAUACACUUGUAACACAGGUUAUAAGAUGGAGAACAUACCAAGUGGUACACUCACAGUGACAUGUGUAGGAACUGGACAAUGGUCUCAACCCAAACCUACAUGCCAACCCCGCCAAUGUCCCACUCCAGUAACACCAACAUCUGGACAGUAUUAUGUAGAACGGCAAGGACGGCGUCUCUGGAGACGAGGUCCUUUCCAAUAUGAUGACAUUGUUAGAUGGGUGUGUGAUACAGGAUUCACAGGGAAUACCAACGCUGUAUGUCAAGCAAAUAGUACAUGGAGCAAGAACACACCAACCUGUAUACGUAUAAGCUGUCCUGACCCUGGUGCACCUACUAAUGGUAACUACAUAGUGACUGGCUUGAAGUACGAGGAUACAGUUACGUACACCUGCAGACUUGGCUAUGACAUGCUCAACCAUCCAAAUUCUUCUCUUACUGGAGUGUGUAUGGCCAACAAGAUGUGGUCCAGUACCCAACCCGAAUGUGAACGAAAUUCCUCCUACUGUAAAAGCUAUUCUCCCAUCCAGAAUGGCAACGUUAACUGUUCUGGCCGGCGAAUCCAUGACAUCUGUCAGUAUCAAUGUGAUUCUGGAUAUGUAAAGGAGCGCCAUUCUUCCAUUCGCUGCAUACCGGGCACCGAGGUCGAUGGUAGAUGGUCGGAACGAGGAUCAUGCAGCCCAAUCAACCACUACUGUGAGAUUACGCAGAUCCAUGCACCACUCUAUGGCCGCAUAGAAGCAAACUCCACCCAGCUGAAUGACAUGGCAUACUUCCAAUGUGUGGACGGGUAUGAUAUAAAUGUCACGGCCGAGCCUGUGAAAUGCAUAGUGUUGAAUCAAACCCAUGGUCAAUGGUCAGACUACACCACUCCAGAGUGCUUUCUUCCGGCAUCGAUUGCCAUUCCACAACAGAAUGUUACUGCAACUAUCUCCACCCAUGUUACUCUAAGAUGCCAGGUUGUCGGCACGAAUAUCACCCUCUCAUGGCAGAGAACCGAGAGUAGUGAGCACUCGUGGGAUGAGUUAGGCUACCAAAUCACCAACAAGAGUAAUAUACAUCACAAUAUGACAGAUUCUCAGCUGGAAAUCAGCAGUGUCCGCAGAGCUGAUGGAGGUACAUACACCUGCAGUGCUUGGAAUCCCAUUAGCAGAGCACAAAAGAGCAUCACACUCAUUGUUCAAGGUUUAAGUUGCCCAGACCAAGGGCAGCUUGCCAAUGGAUAUAGCACAUUGACAGGCCAACACUUUGGUAGUGCGGUAACAUAUCAAUGUCAUACAGGCUUCUACUUGCUGGGUUCUACAAGUGGUGUUGUUACUGCACGUUGCAUGUCCAACAGAAGGUGGUCUCAUGAUAAACCCGCUUGUUUGCCCCGAACAUGCCCUAACCCAGGCAGUCCAACAUCUGGUAGCUCCUCUGUUCGAAUGGGAAUACAGCGUGCCAGUCUGACACACUACCUGUACAACGACACUGUCACAUGGACAUGUGAUAUCGGCUAUUCUACUACUGAACCUACUACUGCUGUGUGUCAGGCUAGUGGAGGAUGGAGUAACAACCAUCCAGACUGCAAACAUAUAAGUUGCCAAGACCAAGGGCAGCUUGCCAAUGGAGAUAGCACAUCGACAGGCCAACAAUUUGGUAGUACAGUUACAUAUCAAUGUCAUACAGGCUUCUACUUGCUGGGUUCUACAAGUGGUGUUGUUACUGCACGUUGCAUGUCCAACAAAAGGUGGUCUCAUGAUAAACCCACUUGUUUACCCAGGGCAUGUCAUAAUCCAGGCAGACCUACAUUUGGUGACUUCUCUGUUCAAAUGGGAAUACAGCGUGCCCAUCUGACACCAUACCUGUACAACGACACAGUCACAUGGACAUGUGAUAUUGGCUAUGCUACUACUCAACCUACUACUGCUGUGUGUCAGGCUAAUCAAACAUGGAGUAACAACCGCCCAGGCUGCCAAAGUAUAACAACUAUUCGUCCUCCAUCUACAAGGCAGAUAUCCCCUCAGUUUACGAAGGAACGGAAUACGCGCGCUGAAUCUACCCCAACGACUGUUCAACUCCCUACAACCUCCUCUCACUUAGAUGAGUCUGAAGAGUACUCUUCGGGACUAGGUCAGUCAGCUAUAAUCGGGAUUUCCGCGUCUGUUGGAACUGUGCUAGUUAUAUCUGCUAUAUUCUGUUCAGUGUGGUGGACAUCCAGAAUGUACACCAAACGGUCUUGUUCCGGUGUAAGCUCAGAUAAAGAGCAUCAAUGCAGCAACAAGGCGGGAGAAGGAGAUGGCAUAUACGAAACAGUGAUUGGUGAGCGGCUUGAUCAGACAGAUGUACUAAUGACUGUAGAGCAAUCAAAAGAGGCUGCCGAUCCUAUGUACGAGAGCCCAGCUAACAUGAGUACUACGAAGACUUCCUGUGUACACACCUCGAAUGAGGCCUACGCAACCACAUCGGACAUGCUCUAAUUUCCUGGGGCGAGUCUUAUCAAUGAGAAUUCUACUUUCAUGGCAGUAGUGCUAACGUGUCGCAUGUGGAUCUGUUUCAUUGGCUUUCCUUAUCUGGUGGAACUCCACGACUGCCAGCUCCAAGCACAACACAAUGUGGCAGAUCUUAGACAGUGUGGCAGAUGCGAGUUGGUGUAACGCUACACCCCCCCCCCCCCCCGCCCCAAAUGAAAAAGCUGAGCUACGCAUUUUUCAGCCUCUACGUUACGCUCUCACCAGGUCACGAGCUAGUUAAACACCAGGAAUUACAUGCAGCGAGGACAAAUAUUCACGUUCUCUUCCGUAUCCAUAAUGACUUGUACCUGGCAUUCUAUGUUGGAUAUUAAUUGUCUCGGAACAUAUUGUAUCCCUGCAUGCAUUUCUUGCCAUUCCAUGGCAGUGAACGAAAGGAUCAUACUAAUGUAUGAUCCUUUCGUUCACUGCCAUGGAAUGGUUUCUCACUUGAGCAGCCAAUAAUCUAGGCAAUAACCUAUUCAUAUUAAUUUUGAUAGCCACUUACCUUUCAGCUUUACCUAAUGAGAAUUGUGCAUAACCUAACCUUUUCAGAAUACACUGAGUGUGCAAUGUUAUGUACUAUAAUAUGGAUAUGAGCACCACAAAGCAUUUGCUUCACUUGUUUCACUAAAUCACUUCCAGCAACGGUAUCCUUCGCGUUUACAUUCGCCUCUUUUACUUUGCACAUGAUUUACAAGAAAUCGCUGAGCUGUGCAAUCCUGUUGUCGAUCAUAUAAAACAGCAAUCAUGCGGGAUGGCAAGAUCAUUGUUCACUGAACUUGGACCAUAUUAUACUGUACUACAUUUGUAUAAUGAGUACUAGUAUGUACAUUCCAUUGUAGUAGUACCGUAAAGUCCGCUGCAAACGCUCA
This is a messenger RNA of Sycon ciliatum, 6954 nucleotides long. RefSeq names its product sushi, von Willebrand factor type A, EGF and pentraxin domain-containing protein 1-like. The transcript is spliced from 29 exons. NCBI's taxonomy places the organism in Eukaryota, Metazoa, Porifera, Calcarea, Leucosolenida, Sycettidae. The record is from RefSeq and is a predicted model, not a curated record. Bases 68 to 6049 code for a protein of 1993 amino acids.